Vicia villosa (hairy vetch) is the source of this 2969-nucleotide messenger RNA. RefSeq names its product chitin elicitor receptor kinase 1-like. Gene Ontology annotation, molecular function: ATP binding; transmembrane receptor protein kinase activity. The coding region runs from base 68 to 1918 and encodes 616 amino acids. Gene Ontology annotation, biological process: protein phosphorylation; innate immune response. NCBI's taxonomy places the organism in Eukaryota, Viridiplantae, Streptophyta, Magnoliopsida, Fabales, Fabaceae. The transcript is spliced from 11 exons. The record is from RefSeq and is a predicted model, not a curated record.
CACAAUAAUAUUUCUAUUUUCCAUUGCAUGUUUCUCUUGCAUAUUCAACACACCUAAAUUCUUAUCAAUGGAAUUGGAACCAACCAAAUUCAUAUUAUCAUUUCUAUUCUUAUUACUAGCCUCUAAAUUCUUCACUACAGAAUCAAAAUGUAGCAAAACAUGUGACACAGCUUUAGCUUCUUAUUAUCUAUGGUAUGGUUCAAAUCUAACCUAUGUUUCAAAAAUCAUGCAAUCCAACCUUGUUACAAAACCUGAAGAUAUUGUCAGUUACAACACAGACACAAUCAAAAACAAAGAUAUGGUCCUAUCUUACACAAGAGUGAAUGUUCCAUUCCCUUGUGAUUGCAUCAAUGAUGAGUUUCUUGGUCACACAUUUCAGUACCAUGUUGGAACAGGUGAUACCUAUAUGUCUGUUGCUAAUAGGAAUUACUCCAAUUUGACAACUUCUGAGUGGUUGCAUAGCUUCAAUACCUAUCCAUCAGAUAAUAUUCCUGAUACUGGAACUCUUAAUGUUACUGUUAAUUGUUCUUGUGGGAAUAGUCAUGUUUCUGAGGAUUAUGGUUUGUUUAUUACUUAUCCUCUUAGAAUUGAGGAUUCUUUGGAAUCGAUUUCGAAUAAGACUAAAGUUGGUGCUGAGUUGCUGCAGAAGUAUAACCCUGGUGUGAAUUUUAGUCAAGGGAGUGGUUUGGUUUAUAUUCCUGGGAAAGAUGCAAAUGGUAACUAUGUGCCUUUUCACACGAGCACUGGAGGUCUAUCAGGUGGAAUUAUCACUGGAAUAUCUCUUGGAGCAGUAGCAGGGCUAGUGCUAUUAGGAAUUUUUAUUUAUAUUACAUGUUACCGGAAGAAGAAACUGCAGAAUCAAGAAUUUCUCUCAGAAGAAACCAGCGCGAUCGUUGAAGUCUCUGGUAAUGCUACAUAUGGAACUUCAAAUUCUCUGAGUCCUGCUAAUAUCAUGGGCAUUAGGGUGGAAAAAUCAGGGGAGUUUUCGUAUGAAGAACUAGCGAAUGCUACGAAUAACUUCAAUUUGGCUAACAAAAUCGGUCAAGGAGGUUUCGGUGAAGUCUAUUACGCCGUGUUGAAUGGUGAGAAAGUUGCAGUAAAAAAGAUGGACAUGAAAGCAUCAAAAGAAUUUCUUGCUGAGCUUAAGGUGUUGACGCGUGUUCAUCACUUGAACUUGGUACGGUUGAUUGGAUAUUGUGUUGAAGGAUCGCUUUUCCUUGUGUACGAAUACAUUGAUAAUGGAAACUUAAGUCAACAUCUUCGCGGUUCAGAUGGAGAACCUUUGUCAUGGACGGCGAGGGCUAAAAUUGCUCUGGAUUCAGCAAGAGGUCUUGAAUACAUUCACGAGCAUACCGUGCCCACUUAUAUUCAUCGUGACAUAAAGUCCGAAAAUAUUUUGUUAGACAAAAACUUCUGUGCUAAGGUUGCAGAUUUCGGAUUAACCAAGCUGAUUGAUGCGGGAAGUUCAUCAGUUCCUACUGCUAAUAUGGCAGGCACAUUUGGUUACAUGCCACCAGAAUAUGCAUAUGGUAGUGUUUCUUCCAAAAUAGAUGUAUAUGCUUUCGGAGUUGUUCUUUAUGAACUAAUUUCUGCUAAAGGAGCUGUGAUAAUGAGAGGUGAAUCUGGUGCCGAUUUAAAAGGCCUUGUAGUUUUGUUUGAUGAAGUUUAUGAUCAACCAAAUUCAAUAGAAGGUUUUAAAAAACUGGUGGAUCCUAGGCUUGGAGAUAACUAUUCAAUUGAUUCAGUUUUAAAGAUGGCACAACUUGCAAAAGCAUGCACAGAGAGUGAUCCACAACAUCGUCCAAAUAUGAGCUAUGUUGUAGUUGCUCUGACUACAUUAACUUCAACAACUGAGGAAUGGGAUAUCACUUCUAUAUACAAAAAUCCAAAACUUGUAAAUUUAAUGUCAGGAAGAUAGAUAUCAUAUGAGUAGGAAUUUAGAAUAGAAAUGUUAACAAUGAUUGCUCAAUCCAUCUCCAAAAAUACAAUGAUUGCUCAAUCCAUCUCCAAAAAUAAAAAGCGGCAUUUUUUAAAAGUUUUUAGAUGUAUUGUUUUUUCUGUUUAGACAAAUAGGUAAUAAUCACUAGAACAUGAAACACACAACUUUGAAGUCUUGAGUUCAAAAUUGAAUGAUAGUGUCUGUUCCAGGCCGGCCAAACGGUCUAGCAAGACCGAUCCAACGCCAAAGACCUGAUCAAGAACACCCUCAUAGAAGAUUGGUGGACAGGUGGCUGCAAACCUAGUCUAAGCAACUUGUUCACCAUCAGCCAUAGGAUCCAAUCCAACGGUCUCCACACUUCGCGAUGUGCUAUUGGGAAGCACCUCCAUUCCAAUGUACCGGAGAUCAACACUACCGCAUCGGAGAGCUUUGCAUUGACAUGUGAUCAAUCUUCUAUUUGACACCGGAAUGGUAACGCCGUCUGUGGGAAACAAUUGCUCGACUCUCAGAAAUUUUACGUCAAAUUCAUCAAUUCCUUUCUGUUGCCCCAUUGCAUGGCAUCUCGACUUAAUAUCAGUCCUGCGACUGAAAUCACCACAUCGAUUUCAACCCUCGUCACCUUGCCACCUUCCAUCGUCUCCUCGAUUACUAAAGGAUUAUCCUGCCUGGUAAAACCGUUUAGAAGACCCGUGAAGAGAAGAGCUCGAGAUCAAAAUCGAAUGAUAGAAAGGAAGGGCCGAAAUACAAAAGACCAAUUCUAUGGUUUUAAUGUAAAGAAAAAGUGGUCGGUAUCCCCAACAAAGUGAUUUCGUUGGUGAUAAUGACCAAGGUAUUGACGGGAAAGUUUAUGUGACAUUAUGUGCGCUAGUCUCUUUGCCAUUCUCUUGGAGGAAUUGGGAUUAGAUAAAGGAAGAUUAUGACCUUACAAAGGCAUAAAUCUGCAAGCGUUCAACGAUUCCAUUAUUCAUACUGGGAGGUUGGAGCAGUAUAGAACUAAUAGUCUCUUUAGAAGAAGGAAGGGAUGUAAGAG